This is a messenger RNA of Trichomonas vaginalis G3, 1425 nucleotides long. Its product is annotated as keratin-associated protein family. The transcript has a single exon. The record is from RefSeq and is a predicted model, not a curated record. The coding region runs from base 1 to 1425 and encodes 474 amino acids. NCBI's taxonomy places the organism in Eukaryota, Parabasalia, Trichomonadida, Trichomonadidae.
AUGAAAUCAUCAGAUAAAACCUUUGAUAUAGAUUCUUUUGAAUGGAUAUGUUUCGAUGGAGUGACCAUGUAUUUAUUUUAUACAGCUGGAGUGCUUUAUUAUUUUAAAACAAAUGAUUUUAAAAACUAUGAAUCAUUUACUCCAUCUGUUUUGAAUCCUGAUACACGAAAGCCAAUCAUUAAUCCAAGAAUUUUAUAUGUUGAAUAUAAUAAUGGUAAAUUUAUGGGAAUGAUAACGGUUGGAGAUGAUUUUUACCCUUGUUAUUCAUUCGAUUGUAUCCAAUGGUUCAAAUGUAAUUUAAAUCAAGAUGCUAAAUUUAAAUAUCCAAAUAAUCCUAUUAGAUGCGUUAAUAAUAAAUGGGUACUAAUUUAUGAAGUCAAUCAAAUUUUCAUUAGUGAGGAUGGAAUAAAUUAUUAUAUGUUUAGUAUGAUGUCAUCAGAUUUGGAAAUUGAUUAUACAAGUAAGUGGUAUUACAUUAACAACAUGUAUUUUAUCCUACAAAAUGAUAAAAUUUAUAGAUCAUCUUCAAUACCACAAGGUCAAUUUGAACAAAUUUUUCAAGCUGAUGGAGACAUUGAAGCUUUAUGUUAUGGAUCAAAUGUUUGUGUUCUCGUUUCAGGUGAAAUGGUCUAUUCAUAUCCUGUAAGUUAUAACAGACAUAUUUAUUUAUCACAAGAUUUUUCACAGGAUCCAGAGAAAACACCAAAUUGGGAAUUGGUUUAUUCAUUCACUCCAAAACUUACUCGAAAUUAUAGAUUUACUAAUUUAUUUUAUAUUGAUGGGUAUUUCAUUGCUUUAGGAUGUGGUGAUUUAGUAAACAUCAGUAGUGAUGGAAGAAACUGGUCUGAAAUCACAAAAUUUCAAGAUGUUAGAAAAGCAAUUUUCAAAAAUAAUACGUUAAUAUUGAUAACAAGACCAGUUUUAAUUUCUUACCCAAAUUCAAUAUUAUAUAAUAAAUUCAAUAUUCAUAAUGGAUUAAAUACAAUUCUUGAGAUGAUUUACCCCAUUGGUUCUUUAUAUACGUCAAUGAACUCAACAAAUCCAGAAACGGUUUUAGGUUUUGGUACGUGGGAACAGAUUGUAGACAAAUUCUUAUACUGUGCUAACUCUUCAAAGCAAACAGGGGGUUCGAAGAAAAUUAAAGAAGCAAACCUUCCACCGCACACUCAUACGGGAACUACAAACACAACAGGUAAUCAUUCACAUUCAAUAACAAAAAGAGGUUAUAGAAAUCUUGCAGCAGGUUCGGAUAGACAGGGAAUGGAUAGAUAUGAUAUUUCAAGCGACCCAGUAGAUUCAAGCGCAGGUAUUUUCUGUGGAACCACAGGAAAUCAUUCACACACUUUCACAACAAAUCCAACAGGCUCGGGUGAAGAUUAUAUGCCACCAUUUAUGACUGUAUUCGCAUGGUAUAGAGUUCAAUGA